GAGGAACGGUAGUGAAGCCUCCCAACAACUUUAACUGUCAAUCAGACUUAAUGGGGUAUUAAAAAAAUGGGGGAAAAAAGGGCCGCCCUCUCUCUCAGCUCCGCGGCUGCCCGGGGAGCGAAUGAAUAGGGCCGCGCAGACCAAGGCGUCCGAUCCACGCGCGCUCCACACCCGGGCCCUCUCCAAGUUGGAAAGGACAAAAAGAAGGCAAUAAAUGCUAAAAAGGGAGAGAAGGGGAGCUGGAUCGAGCGGCAACUCCCAGCCUCUGCUGGAACAGAGCGGGAGGGAGGGAGCCGGAGAGAGCGAGCGCGCGCGAGGGCGAGCCCUGCACGUAAAGAAACUGACACCCGGACCCCCCACUUCUCCUGCACGUUGCUGGCAAUCAGAUCGCGUUUAAGCAAUUUCCUGAGCCCAAGAAUAGCAAUGAGUCGGGAGACUUUCGCGGGCUGAAAUUGGGAGCUCCAAGCACUUUUUCCCCCCACUUUUUUUUUUUCCUGGAGACGGGGUGGGGGUGGGGGCGCUACAAUUUGGAAACAGCUUUUUUUUUUUUUUUAAACCUUGCACUUUGAAACCGCGGGACCGAGGCAGGGUGCGCGCGUGUGGUUGGUGCCUUUUUUUUUUUUUUUUUUCUUCCCCUGCCUAAACUCCUCUGUCAGUCUGUAAACAUUACCUGAGAAUUCCCCAGCCGAAACGGCUGCUGGGGCAAGAAACUUCUUGUUAGAACUUUCCACCUCCGGCUUCCCCCUUCACCUCUUUUUCCGUCCCAACCUUAGGAGACGCUUUUUCUCCCCCAGAGGAAAUUUAUCUUUUUUUUUUUUUUUUUUUUUUUCUCACCCGGUGCUUUGCAUUUGGGAAGAAGUGAUUUCAAGAGUGGCCAGGUGGGACGCCUCUCUCCUUAUUCGGUUUACUAUUUAUUGUUUGGGGUGUUUUCUUUUUAAAUUCCUGUUUUGCUCAGCCCGGGGAGUUUCGCCCCUUGCUCGGCUCCGCGGCGCGUAGGAUGGUGUGGAAACGGCUGGGCGCGCUGGUGGUGUUCCCUCUGCAGAUCAUCUAUCUGGUGGCGAAAGCAGCCGUCGGACUGGUGCUGCCCGCCAAGCUGCGGGACCUGUCGCGGGAGAACGUCCUCAUCACCGGCGGCGGGAGAGGCAUCGGGCGUCAGCUCGCCCGCGAGUUCGCGGAGCGCGGCGCCAGAAAGAUUGUUCUCUGGGGCCGGACUGAGAAAUGCCUGAAGGAGACAACGGAGGAGAUUCGGCAGAUGGGCACUGAGUGCCACUACUUCAUCUGCGAUGUGGGCAACCGGGAGGAGGUGUACCAGACCGCCAAGGCUGUCCGGGAGAAGGUGGGUGACAUCACCAUCCUGGUGAACAAUGCUGCCGUGGUCCAUGGGAAGAGCCUCAUGGACAGUGAUGACGAUGCCCUCCUCAAGUCCCAGCACAUCAACACCCUGGGCCAGUUCUGGACCACCAAGGCCUUCCUGCCACGAAUGCUGGAGCUGCAGAACGGCCACAUCGUGUGCCUCAACUCCGUGCUGGCUCUGUCUGCCAUCCCCGGCGCCAUCGACUACUGCACAUCCAAAGCGUCAGCCUUCGCCUUCAUGGAGAGCCUGACCCUGGGGCUGUUGGACUGUCCGGGCGUCAGUGCCACCACGGUGCUGCCCUUCCACACCAGCACUGAGAUGUUCCAGGGCAUGAGGGUCAGGUUUCCCAACCUCUUUCCCCCGUUGAAACCAGAGACGGUGGCCCGGAGGACAGUGGAGGCCGUGCAGCUCAACCAGGCCCUCCUCCUCCUCCCGUGGACGAUGCAUGCCCUCAUUAUCUUGAAAAGCAUACUCCCACAGGCUGCACUCGAGGAGAUCCACAAAUUCUCAGGAACCUACACCUGCAUGAACACUUUCAAAGGGCGGACAUAGAGGCAGGAUGAAGACAUGCUCGAGGAGCCACGGAGUUCAGGGGCCACAGCACCUGGGCACACACCCAAGCGCCUGUCCAUUGGCACACUUCUGCUGGGUGAGCAGGACAGCUCCUGUCCCCGGCAAAGAAGCCACCUGCCCCCAGGCCAGUCCCAGGACCUUUGCACAGGACUGAUGGGUAUAACUGACCCCCACGGGGAGGCAGGAAACCAGCCAGCAGCCACCUCGACACUUUUGUACAUUUCCAGUUCUGUAGAGUUUAUUGUUCAAUUGCUUCUCAAGUCUAACCAGUCUCAGCAGUGUGCAUAGACCAUUUCCAGGAGGGUCUGUCCCCAAAUGCUCUGCCUCCCGUUCCAAAACCCACUCAUCCUCGGCUUGUGCAAACUGGUUGAACGGCAGGAAUGAAAAAUAAAGAGAGAUGGCUUUUGUGA
Callithrix jacchus (white-tufted-ear marmoset) is the source of this 2337-nucleotide messenger RNA. RefSeq names its product dehydrogenase/reductase 3 (gene DHRS3). NCBI's taxonomy places the organism in Eukaryota, Metazoa, Chordata, Mammalia, Primates, Cebidae. Gene Ontology annotation, biological process: retinoid metabolic process; regulation of retinoic acid receptor signaling pathway. Gene Ontology annotation, molecular function: all-trans-retinol dehydrogenase (NAD+) activity. Gene Ontology annotation, cellular component: lipid droplet. The record is from RefSeq and is a predicted model, not a curated record.